Molecule: messenger RNA, 849 nt
Organism: Gossypium raimondii (Peruvian cotton)
Lineage: Eukaryota; Viridiplantae; Streptophyta; Magnoliopsida; Malvales; Malvaceae
Product: photosynthetic NDH subunit of lumenal location 2, chloroplastic
Exons: 2
Coding region: 121-717 (198 amino acids)
Biological process (GO): photosynthesis; photosynthetic electron transport chain
Cellular component (GO): chloroplast; extrinsic component of membrane; photosystem II
Molecular function (GO): calcium ion binding
Source: RefSeq, a predicted model, not a curated record
GGUCCAUGUUGGAUGAGGGGGCGAUAUGGUCAGCAAUCAAAACCUGCCCCAAAAUCCACCCUCACAUUUUGCUCCAUUAAAUGAUCUUCAACUUUUCCAUACACUUUUUAUCCAAAAAUCAUGACCUCCUUCACUAAUUCAACAUUCUUCAUCCAUGUCAACCAGAAAUUCCCUACACCCCAAAGUCACCAUUGCAGCAGACUCUCCCUCCCCAUAAUCCGAGCAUCGUUUCAACCCCAACAAAACAAUGUAAUAAUCAGCAACCGGCGAAAACUUGUAACAACGUUUCUUGCUACUUCACUAGCAGCACUAGGGCUUAAUGGCACACCAGUAGCAGUAGCAGAGAAUUGGGGCACACAUUCAUUUCUCAGGGAACGGUUUUUUGAGCCCGGUUUGUCUCCGGAAGAUGCCGCCGCCAGAAUUAAACAAACUGCCGAGGGGUUACAUAGCAUGAGAGACAUGUUGGACACCAUGUCAUGGAGGUAUGUCAUGUUUUACAUUCGACUAAAGCAGGCUUAUCUUUCUCAGGACUUGAAGAAUGCCAUGAGUACAUUGCCUCAAGGUCGAAAAGAUAAAUACGUGAAAACAGCAAAUGAAUUGGUGGAUAACAUGGCUGAGUUCGAUUAUUACGUACGCACACCGAAAGUAUACGAAUCGUACUUGUACUACGAGAAGACAUUGAAAUCCAUAGAUGAUCUAGUUGCAUUAUUGGGGUAGAACAAUGGUAGCAGUGCCUGCUGGAGAUAUUUACAAUUUGCUUCAUUGAGACCAUAAUUGUAAUGCAGAUGUAGUAAGACCAGGAAAUGUCGAGUUUCAAUCAAUACUAAGAUAUCAUCAACUUUUAGGACA